AUGAAUUAUGUUUUAAAACUACUUUUUCUUGCCGGGCUAUACAUAUUUGUUUAUAUUAAUGCCUCGGAAGAUAUAGAAACUUUGGUUUCAACCCAUGGUGAUUCUGAAUCACCUACACAUUAUAGUGAAAUCACAUUAGAUGCCAGUUGUGGAAGCAGUAAUGAAUACUUAGUUGUUGAAGAUAAAAAAUACGGUGGCCAAAAUUUUCGAACUUACACCACUACACAUUCGAACAUAAUCACGACAGUUAACUAUAAAAAAUUCGUAGUUUGGAAGGCAGAGGACGGAGAACACUCAAAAUUUGUAAGAAUAAGAAAAAAAUCAGGCAAAGAUAGAAUCCUUGUUAUAGAAACAGUACGUAACGGUUCUAAUACAACAAAAACAUUCACAAAAACUCGUGGUAUUUAUCAUGAAUUAGGCACAGUUGCUUUAAACAUCAACGACAAAAACAAACCUGAUUACACAUUUACUUCUACUGUUAAGGAUAACAAUGGAGAAAACACAUAUACUCCCAAAGAUAAUAAAAAGAUUGGUUUAGUUUUUUUAAAAUCGUGUUGUUCUAGCGCUCAACUGUUUUGGAAGGCUACUGGUAAUUGGUAUUGCACUAAAGUCACAACCACUAUACAAUCAGGUAACCUUGUUAAGAUAACUCUAGAUACAACCGAUGGUUCCAAUACAUCCGAGGUUGUUUUAAUAGACCAAGGUGGAGGAAUAUGGGUCCCAGAUAAGACCGUUUAUCUGGAUGUAAAGACGAAAGAAGAUGCUCCAAAUUGCAAUUAUACUUCAAGUAUAACUAACAAUAAUGGUACUUACACAUAUGAGCCUGAAGAAGGCUUUAGUAUAAUUAAAGUUUCUCAUGGUUCCGGUUCAGAUGAUUUGAUUUGGGAAUCAUCUUCCGAUCUCUUUUGCAUAAAAGUAACUGGAACAGUUGAAUCUGACAAAACGACUAAGCUUAACCUGGUUCUGAAAAAUUCCAGCAACAAAGAAAUUAGUAAAGUUUUUUAUCCAUACGGCAGUAGUUGGAUUGAGGGUAAUGCUGAAAACAACAAAGACCUCUAACUAUUAAUAUUUGGUGUAAAAUAGCGUUUUAAUAAAAUUUCUGUAAAAAUAAUAUUUAAUGUAGUUUUUUUAUA
This is a messenger RNA of Theileria parva strain Muguga, 1133 nucleotides long. RefSeq lists its product as uncharacterized. The transcript has a single exon. Bases 1 to 1059 code for a protein of 352 amino acids. NCBI's taxonomy places the organism in Eukaryota, Apicomplexa, Aconoidasida, Piroplasmida, Theileriidae. The record is from RefSeq and is a predicted model, not a curated record.